AUGGGAGCCAAUCCGUCCAAAACACUUGAUCCACCGCAGACACUGGUAUGGAAAAGCGACACGCCCGUUCAAUUCUCGCAAACACUCCUGAAUUCUCUUCAAGCCAGUCCAGAGUCUGACUCCACUCGUGCGAAGGCACUUGAACUUCAAAUCCAAUCGCGUGUCAAUGCUGAACUACAACGACUACAGUCUGAUGCCUCCAAAGAAUACACCGAUCUACAGGCCAGGAUCUCAGCUAUUGAACCAAAUAGUAGUGAUAACACGUCAGCCGGCGAUAAAUUGCGGGAGAUGGGGCGCGAGGCAGUGCAAAGUGAUAUUCGAGAACUUCAGCACAAGCUACAACAAAGGAAGCGAGUGCGGGAGAUAGAUGAGGGCGUGGCGGUUGCCAAGGAAGCACUGGUUACUUGCUUGACGGAGAAUGAUCGGAGGCCGUUGGACUGCUGGGCCAAAGUGCAAAAGUUCAAGGAAGAAGUGGCUAGACUGGAGAAUGAAUGGGUAGAAAAGGUUGUGCGGUGA
This is a messenger RNA of Blumeria graminis f. sp. triticale, 516 nucleotides long. The record is from the annotation of a GenBank genome assembly. Lineage: Eukaryota; Fungi; Ascomycota; Leotiomycetes; Helotiales; Erysiphaceae.